CAGAUAAGCCCGGCUGAGGAAAUUACCACAAGGCUGCUGACGAAAAAGCCCCCCUCCCUCCUCCCUCCCCUCCUCUCCCAGUUCCCCCCACUACCGAGGCUGGCUUGAAUAGCCCGUAGGAAGGAGGGCUCGUGCAGCAGUGGAGACGCGCGUGCUGACACACACGGAGCAGACGCCGAGCGCUCAUGGAGGAAGAGAGCAGCAGCCGCCGCCGCCGCUGAGCCAGCGCCGCACCGCCGGAGUACCGCGCAUCCCCGGAGCUCGCCGCCGCUCGGCACAGACCCUCUCCUCCUCCUCCUCCUCCUCCUCCUCUAGCGCUGCCUCCUUUUUGCCGGCUACGAAAGGCGGCAUGUUCUGCUUCUGCUUCCAGAGCUCGCUCUUGAAGCUGCAGGCGCUGGAGGUGGACAUGUGCUCCCCGCUGGGACCCCCGCCGGAGGACGCCGUCCCGCCGCCGGGCGCCCCGGAGCCCUGCCCGCCCCCCUCUCUCAGCGGAGACGAGGACAGCCCCGCAGCAGAAAACAGGCCUGUCCAGCGUUCCCCGGGCCAGGAGGGUGGGGGGACGGACGGCCUGCAGUCUCCAGGGCCCAGCCGGCUCCUGCACCACAUCACAGACGGGGACAGCCCCCUGCCCUCCCCGCGCUGCGCCAGCUUCAGCCAGAGCCAGCGCUUCAACAGCGACACGGAGGCGGCGCCAUCGCCCCCCUGCUCCCAGCAGUUCAUCAUGGCUAGAGGCAUUGUGAGAACAGAGCCUGCAGGGGGCGCCAAAGACACACUGUCAAUCCCCCUUCUCACCAAACACAUACAGACCGUGAAGAGGAAAAUCCGAAAAUUUGAGGAGAGAUUUGAGCAGGAGAGGAAAUACAGGCCCUCUCAUAAUGACAAGACGGCAAAUCCAGAGAUGUUCAGACUAAUGAAUGAGCUGGCCAAGUCUCGCAAGCAGCUUAAAGAUCUGAAGCUGAAACAGUCUGUAGACGAGCUUCGGGAUGACCGAAGGAUCGCACUCACUGAAAUAUGCAGAUACAACAAUGACCAGCAGGGAGCGACAGAGCCACAGCAUAAACCCUGCUUGGAGGAGACAGUCGACGCCCUGCUGAAGAGAUUGCGGGAAAAGCGACAGGCACUCGGUCUCCCAGACAACAUGAAGGAAAUGACUCAAAACCAGAUGGUCCUGGAGAAAAUUACUCUGCAGAAGUGUCUGUUGUACUUUGAGAGCCUGCAUGGUCGCCCAGGCACAAAACAGGAGAGGAACCUGGUAAAGCCCUUGUAUGACAGAUACCAAAUGAUCAAACAGCUGCUGUGUGCCUCCCCCUCCAUCACCACAAUAGAGGAAGAGGACGACUCCGACGAAGACUGCGCGCAGCGCCGCCUGGCCCUGUCCUGCCUGGCGACGUCCCCGGUGGCCCCGGACGAGCCCCCGUGUCCACAGGAGGAGGACAGCGACACGGCCUUCGUGUCGCCGCUGGACGAGGUCAAAGCGGUCCGCCAGCCCGCCAUCACCAUGUCCAACCUGCACGAGGCGUCAAGGCCGGAGCUGUUGGAGUGUCUCAGAGAAACCAGGGUGGAGAAGAGACGCCGACGCAAAGCCCUCCGAGAAUUCGAGGAGCAGUUCUUCAAACAGAUGGGGAGGACUGCACAAAAAGACGACCGCAUUCCCAUGGCCGAGGAGUACCACGAGUACAAGAAUCUAAAAGCUAAGCUCAGAUUACUGGAAGUCCUUCUCAGUAAACAAGAAACCUCCAAGGCUAUCUGAGAGAAAACCCUUUCCGUUUGUAUCUAUUUAUUUAUUUAUUUAUUUUUUAUUUUUCAAAGGAACUGCUAGGACAUGAACUGGAGUGUUUCAUAUUGGACGUUGUUGUGCCAUACUGACACUUUUAUGCACUUUAAUAACCAUCAUCUUGGUCUACACAGUAAUGAGAUGGCAAGCUAUUCAGCUGUUGCUAUACAACCCCAAAAUGCCCCUUGCCCUUUGUGACACAAAUGCAACGCACUGCACUAUGUAGCAACCAUUGUUAAGUGCUACUCUAUUUAAAAGUCCAGAGAAAGAGCUGAUGUUUGUGUGAAAAAAUGUAUACACUUCUAUGCUAAAAUAUGGCACUUUAUUGUUACUAUAUAUAUAUUUUUUAAAUCAAAACCAAAAUAACAUGCAGCUUUAUCAGAUCUGGUCGUAAUUCAAAAGGUGUCUAAUUCUAGUAUCAUUAAGUAGUAUUGACUUUAAAUUGAUAAUAUUGAAAAGACAAUAUGCAAAUGCUCAGAUUUGCAACUCUACCAUAGAAAAUUGUUUUCUUCCCCAAUGCUAUUCAAAUUUAUAAGCUCUUAGCACACCAAUUAAGUCUUUCCAGAAAAUAAGUACUUUCCAUAACAUCAAUUGGUGCCGGUAUUGAAUUCUCCUUAUCGACUAGUAAUGGCCUCAAGAAAAUAAAUAUGUCAUUUGGAACGAAGACCAAAUAAUGAGUCGUAUAAAGAUAUACAACCUGAAAAUCAAUUAGGCUAACAAUAAACUGCUGUUUGUUAAUGAAAAGGCGUAAGCCAUGCCUUUUAACAGCAUCCUUUGUGCACUCAUUCCAAAUAGGCCGUACAAGUCCAUACAGUACAAUUUUAUAAUCCUUUACAUCACAGUCUGGACAUUUUUAUAGUUUUUUUUUUUUUUAAUAUCUGGAAUGUAGCUGUAAUAUGGUCAUGAUUUUCGUGAGCAGCAUUUUAUUAAAUAUAUUACUUUGUACUGUGAAAUAUGAGAACCACUAAAGGGAGUACAGAAGCUGUGCUCACGUGAUGCUUUCUGUUAAGUGCAAUUCUGCUUGAGAAACUUGUCAUUCAAAAGACCCACAAUCUAAAUUAUUACAAUGGAAAUGUAUCUAUAACCUAUAACGGCAAGUAACGUUAAAAAACGGUAAAAUCCCAUUGAGUGUCUGCAUGCCGAUGAACUAUUAAGCUGUUAAAUUGUUGUGCUACAAUCAAUGUGGUUGAGAAUGUUCUGUUCCCUAUGGCCCAAAUUAGAUUCUAUGGUCUUAACACAUCCUUUGUUAAAUUAUUUUGUCUUAAAGAGAGCUUGUGUAUGUUAGCUUGUUAGUGCACGUAAUUCUGGCAAAGUCUGUAUUCGUUUUUCUUUCUCUUUUGUUUUUGCUUGGAAGGUGUUUUUCCCCAAAAAAUCGACUCGUUGCUAUGAUCUGAAUUCUUGAUAUUGUGCACUUUUGAUUUGUUCAUUUUCUAUACAAUGGUAAAAAUAAAUAUUUUUCUAUCACAUUUAUUAUGCUCAAA
Messenger RNA from Anguilla anguilla (European eel), 3255 nucleotides. It is a transcript of the gene fam13c, whose product is annotated as family with sequence similarity 13 member C. The coding region runs from base 350 to 1750 and encodes 466 amino acids. The record is from RefSeq and is a predicted model, not a curated record. Lineage: Eukaryota; Metazoa; Chordata; Actinopteri; Anguilliformes; Anguillidae. The transcript has 10 exons.